AUGACAACGUGGUCGUACCGUCUUCGAUCGCAACUUCGUAGAAUAACACUAGCCGCACUGAUCGGCGGUGUGCUGGUGUACACUAUUAUAAUAGUGCACUCGAAAGGUCGGUGUCAAACUAAAUCACCCGAAGAGAUAAACCAGGACCGCCUUCUGCACCUUCGCGAAGUAUGCGAGCGGAACAAUAACGGAAACAUAUCCCGGAUUGAAACCUCUUUCUACAUCCACAUAAAAAACGAAAGCCUGCUGUACUGCUUAGUGUUCAAAUCGGGCACCACCAGCUUGUUUUACAACAUAAACCGAUGGGCCGGGUACAGCGAGGACCAGAUACUGGACCAGAGAACGGACAACUUCAUGCUGGCGCGGGUACACUACCCCUGGGAGAGCCCGGACGUGUUGCUGACCAGCAUGAAGAAUUCGCUGUCAUUCCUUGUGGUGCGCGAACCGUUCGAGCGCUUGAUCAGCGCUUACGAGGAGCGUCUUUUGGGUCAGCUUCAUCCGUACUUCAAAAAUCUGUCGCACCAAAUCUACAAACUGUACCACGACGACGGGAUCGAAGACGGGAUACCGUCAUUCCAGGACUUUGCCCGGUACGUGGUGUACCAGUUCCGGAACAGAAAAGACUCUGACCUCCACUGGCGACCCAUCAACGAUCUGUGCACCCCGUGCCUGGCGCGUUACGACUUCAUCAUGAAACUGGAGACCUUCGGUCAAGACUUAGCCUACUUUGCGAACGAAACCCAUCUACAGGGCAAAAUAAAACGCGUUCAGAUGAACCACGCGCGCCGCGACCCGAUCGAUCGGUUGGUGAGAAAAUAUUUUUCCCAACUAACCAAACAGCAACUGGUGGACCUGUUGGAAAUAUACCGGAUAGACUUCGAGCUAUUUGGAUACCCGUUCGAUCGCUACUUUCAGUACGCACAACCGUAA
This is a messenger RNA of Anopheles cruzii, 930 nucleotides long. RefSeq names its product carbohydrate sulfotransferase 11-like. Gene Ontology annotation, cellular component: membrane. The transcript has 2 exons. The coding region runs from base 1 to 930 and encodes 309 amino acids. Gene Ontology annotation, molecular function: sulfotransferase activity. Lineage: Eukaryota; Metazoa; Arthropoda; Insecta; Diptera; Culicidae. Gene Ontology annotation, biological process: carbohydrate biosynthetic process. The record is from RefSeq and is a predicted model, not a curated record.